Ceraceosorus bombacis is the source of this 282-nucleotide messenger RNA. Lineage: Eukaryota; Fungi; Basidiomycota; Exobasidiomycetes; Ceraceosorales; Ceraceosoraceae. The record is from the annotation of a GenBank genome assembly.
AUGGCUCUCGAUCCUCUGACCUCGACUCAGUGCAUGGACAUCUUUGAAGGUGUGCUCACAUGCGUAACAAAAGCAGAGGUGCGCACUCAAUCUGCCGCAUAGUGAUGAGCAGAAUUUCCGCGGAUUGAGCCUGAAGCUUGCCUCGUAUGACCAACCCAGAUCAAAAAUCAUGUCAUUCGGUGCUCAUCCAGCAAAGACUCAUCCAGCAAAGUUUGGUGGAUGCAUCAAGACGAUACAUCAGCCGACGCCAAGAGGCGCCGCAACUCCGGAGAGCAGCAGUGA